Anoplophora glabripennis (Asian longhorned beetle) is the source of this 1495-nucleotide messenger RNA. Its product is annotated as putative tRNA (cytidine(32)/guanosine(34)-2'-O)-methyltransferase. The transcript has a single exon. Bases 25 to 1419 code for a protein of 464 amino acids. The record is from RefSeq and is a predicted model, not a curated record. Gene Ontology annotation, molecular function: tRNA methyltransferase activity. Gene Ontology annotation, cellular component: cytoplasm. NCBI's taxonomy places the organism in Eukaryota, Metazoa, Arthropoda, Insecta, Coleoptera, Cerambycidae. Gene Ontology annotation, biological process: tRNA methylation; cytoplasmic translation.
ACUUAUUUUUUAAAACUUUGUAAAAUGGAGGGAACAAGUACAGAAAGUGAUUUUUGCGAAAUGGAAGGAACGAGUACAGAAGUUGAUUCCUGUGAAUUAGAAGAACCGAUAUCCAAACAAGAUCCUUAUAUAAGAAAAGCUAAAGAGCAAGGUUGGAGAUCCCGAAGUUGCUUCAAGCUCUUGCAAAUCGAUGAGAAAUUUGGUAUAUUGAAAGGUGUUAAAAGAGCAGUUGAUUUAUAUGCAAGCCCCGGUAUUUGGACUCAAGUACUUUCGAGGAAAUUAGCAAUGGGGGAGACUAUUUAUAUGAAUGAUAAAUGUUGUUUGUUCUAUAAUGAUCUUGCAUUACAUCAGAGACUGGAAGCGCAGGAGAAGCCAGAUUACAACAAAGACAAUGAAGUUAUAAUUGUUGCCGUUGAUGCUUACGGAAUUCCUCCAUAUUCAGGUGUUGUUCAAAUAAAUGGAGAUUUGGCACAGUAUUCUACAGCAGAACUAAUUUUGAAACAAUUUGAUGGAAAUAAAGCAGAUUUGGUAGUAUGCGGUAAACUUAUCGACCACACAGGUUUGCAUUGCAUAGAUGUAAACUUUCAGGCAAAUCACAUGGUGCUUGUUAUACAUAUUACUUGUCAUGUUCUGCGGAAUGGAGGAACGUUAGUAGCGGCCAUUUUUAAAGAAAGCGAUAAUGAUUUUCUUAAAUCCCAAUUGUCUUCAUUAUUUAAAGAAGUUGACUUUUUCAGACCUAAAAGUAGUAAAACUUCUGCAAAUGAAAUUUUUGCUGUUUGUAGACAAUAUACGCCACCCGAUGGUUUUGAUCCUAAACUCAUGGAGCCUUAUCUAGACUUUUGCAACAAAGAUUUUAGUCCACUUAAAGGUAUAAAUAGAAUUAUAAUUCCAUUUCUUUUAUGUGGGGAUGUUAGUGCGUUUCCUCUUUCUCCAGAGGACGAAAAGCUAUAUGUAAGUAAAUUUACCGAACCAUUUCCACAAGAUGAACCGUGUUCUUCUAGAAGAAGUUUCAGAAAGAAAGAUCUAGAUCAUUAUAUAGAAAAAAUUAAUGAAGCUAUAAAAAGUGUGGGGUUAGAAAGCGGCCCUGACCUUUCCGAAAUGGAAAUGAUUAAGAAAAGAAGUAGUGAAUUAGGCGCUACUAGCAAAGUUAAAGAUGAGAACGAUCAGCCCUUCCAUAAAGAUAAUUCGAAUGAAGGAGAACAAAGUGUUUAUGAUAAUGGACCUCUUUUUGACCUUAUACAGAAAACGACCAAAAUUAAGAAGUAUCCACCUGAGACAGAUGACACUAACACUGCUACAGCCGAAAGCGAAUUACAAUUCUUGUAUGAAGAUGAAUCUACAGAUCCUGAAAUGAUUAGAGAAUGCUUAGAACGUGUUAGUGCAAAAUCUUCUACUUGUACUUGUGAACAUUUUCCUUAGAUUUCUUUUUAAUUCACUUUUUGUCUGUUUUACUGAAAUAUUAAAUAUAUUAUUCCUGUGUAUCGAUUAUGUGUAU